This is a messenger RNA of Gopherus evgoodei (Goodes thornscrub tortoise), 3591 nucleotides long. RefSeq names its product dihydrouridine synthase 4 like (gene DUS4L). Gene Ontology annotation, biological process: tRNA processing. Gene Ontology annotation, molecular function: flavin adenine dinucleotide binding; tRNA dihydrouridine synthase activity. NCBI's taxonomy places the organism in Eukaryota, Metazoa, Chordata, Testudines, Testudinidae. The record is from RefSeq and is a predicted model, not a curated record. Bases 1032 to 1979 code for a protein of 315 amino acids. The transcript is spliced from 8 exons.
AAUUGAUAUACUCUUACUGUUUAAUAGUGCAAUUAUUUUUAACUGAGUUAAUUUAUUUUGCUUAAAUCGCCAGAGUUAACUGUGAUUAAAUGACAGCCCAGAUUCUAGGCUGCAGAUGCACAACACACCUAAGGUCGCUGGUGACAUUCCCUUAGGUGACUCCUGCAAAGGAAAUACCUUUGUGUGUGCACCACAAAGAUCCUGACAAACCCCAGCGAGGUCAGAGAAGAGCUACAGGACCCCUCAGGCCGGGCUUGGUUCAGACAGCAGAGUUGGAGCCUGGGGACGCGCUGCCUGUGAGCCUCGGGGGCAUGUUGCUCACUCACUGCCAGGCCCGCGACCUUUGGUGUUUUCCAUAAUGCACCAGCUGCCGGAGCCGCGCGAUACGGGGAGACUCUCCUCACUGAGUCAGAGCCCAGAGUCCGCAUCUAGAUCACGCAGCUGCGGACAAAAGCCCGAAAGAGCCACUGGAGGGACCCCGAAGGGCUCGCACCCGGCCGGGCGGGGCCCUUGUGGGACGCGCCGCGGGCUCCCACACCAGCCCGCCCCGCCCCGCCCCGCCGCGGAGAGCAAUUCACGGUGGGACUCCAACUCCCGGCAUGCCACGGGCCAAGACAGGCCUUCAACGAAGAGUAAACGUCCCAACAUGGCCGUGGCUCCCGCAAAGCAUGCUGGGAACAACAGUCCCCGGUCCGGCCGCAAUGCACACUGGGAGCUGUAGUUUACACGGGACCUAUUCGUUUUACCCGGGCACGCGCGGCUCAGGUCGGUUCUCCUUUUGCCAGACCCCCGCUCCGAUAGGACCGCUUCCGCUUCCGCUGUCCAGGUGCUUCCGGCCCCGCCCUUCCGGCGCAGUGGCUUCCGCUCCCACAGUGCCCCGCGCCGAAUCAUGGACCACAAUGCAUGCUAUGUUGAUGUCCUCAAAGUUUCUGGCACAAAAAUACCUGAAUUGAACACUGUUCUUUACCUGAUUGCUGCAAAUCCUCCUUGGAUGCACACCUUUUUAUUUUAAAUAGUAUUGAAACUCAUAAAUGAUUAGUGACGCCAUAGAAACCACACAAUGUCAACAAAAAGAUCCAGUAGAUUUGUUUCAUUCUGGGCACUUUGUAAAAAUAUGUGCCCCUAUGGUCCGAUAUUCAAAGUUGGCUUUCAGAACUUUGGUCAGGAAAUACAGCUGUGAUUUGUGUUAUACACCAAUGAUAAUUGCUGAAGAUUUUGUCAAAUCUGUGAAAGCUAGAGACAGUGAAUUCACAACAAGCAAAGGUGAUCGCCCACUGAUUGUUCAGUUUGCUGCUAAUGAAGCACAGGUUUUAUCUGAUGCUGCCCGUAUCGUCUGUCCUUUUGCAGAUGGAAUAGAUCUAAAUUGCGGCUGUCCUCAGAGAUGGGCAAUGGCAGAAGGUUAUGGUGCUUGUUUAAUAAAUAAACCAGAGCUGGUUCAAGAUAUGGUGAGACACGUAAGAAAUCAAGUAGAGAACCCCAGAUUUUCAGUAUCUAUUAAGAUAAGAAUCCAUGAUGACCUAAAGAGAACUGUAGAUCUCUGCCGAAAAGCUGAAGCAACUGGAGUUUCCUGGAUUACAGUUCAUGGGAGAAAUGUAGAAGAACGACAUCAGCCAGUACACUAUGAUGCAAUUAAAAUAAUUAAACAAAAUAUGUCUAUACCUAUUGUAGCUAAUGGAGAUGUUAAAACUUUAAAAGAUGCCGAGAAUAUUCAUCAUAUGACGGGGACAGAUGGUGUAAUGGUUGCUAGGGGGCUCUUAGCCAAUCCAGCCAUGUUUGCAGGAUAUGAAGAGACACCUUUGAAGUGCAUCCAGGACUGGGUUGACAUUGCUCUUGAACAUGGGACUCCUUUUACGUGCUUUCAUCAUCAUUUAAUGUACAUGAUGGAACGGAUAACUUCAAAACAGGAAAAAAGGGUUUUUAAUGUUUUAUCAAGCACCUCAGCGGUUCUAGACUACCUUAAUGACCACUACGGGGUGUAAUAGCUUUUAAACUAUUUUAAUCAUGUGAAUAUUGCAUUUUAUAUUUUAGAGUUGCGGGUACUUUGUUAUAGUGGUAGGUUUCCCCACACUUAUAUUUAUUAGUCAAAAUCACAGUGCAUUGAAAGAUCUCAUGCAGUGUAAUAUUACUGGACAUUUCUGAACUGAUCAUAUUAUAUUUUUAUAUUAACAUUAUUUUCAACUCAGAAAAUAUUCAUGACUUGAAAAUAGCUUUUAUAUAUGUGUGGUAAUGCAUUGCCAUACACAGGAAUGUGAUGCUGUAAGCAAAGUGUCUUAUGAGAAAAUAAAUUAUAUAUGCAGUACCAAAGUGCUUUCAAAGAUCAUUCCCAAUGCUGCUACCCUUACUCAUGUGAGUAGAAGGGCCGCAGGAACAGGCUCAAAGGGUAUUAAACAGAAUUAUAUUGAAUUGUUCCCUUAACUGAGAAAAGCUCAACAGAGAAGCCCUGCUAGUGUUUAUCUAAAGUGAAAAUUCAGUAUUUAUGUUUUGGUUUUAAUUAUGUGGGCCCCUAAAUCACAGAAGAGAAGGGCUUCACGCCACUGCCCCUCUUUAGGUUCAGGUGUCCCAUUUGCUGCUCUGAAGGCCUGAAAUCCCUUAAACUGAUGUUGAACUUAGAGUUCCAGAUUUUCCUAGCCGAGUGGAAGAAAAUUAAUAUAUUAAAUUAUAGUUUUCCACUCCAUUAAUUUUCAAGUGGAAGCUCUGUCUGCUUAAUGUUAAGUGUUACUAUAAGUCCAGAAUGAAAUUGUUUUGGUAAGUAAGGUCUCAAAUCAGACCUUGAAUCAGUGCUUGAAAUUAAGCAUGUGCUUGUUUUGUCCCCUUCACUUCAAAAUAGGACUUCACUUCUGUGCUUGAAGUUAUACACGUGUUUAGGUACCUUGCAGACUUGGGGCACAAAACUUAAAAAGAUUUGUUCAACAUGCAUUAUGUACAGUAUAUGUUCCUAAGAUCAAGUGGGUGAGGUGAUAUCUUUUAUUGAACCAACUUCUGUUGGUGAGAGGUAAGAUGCUGAGCUUACACAGAGCUCUUCAAGACUGGGAAAGGCACUCAGGCCAGGUCUACUCUACAGACCUAUCUCAAUAGAACUACAUUGCUCUUGUGUGAAAAAUCCACAUUCCUGAGCAACGUAGUUCUAUCAACCUAACCUACUGUGUAGACUGCGCUAUGUCAGCAGGAGAGCUUCUCCCAUUGACAUAGCUACCACCUCUCAAAGAGAUGGAUUAACUACAAAACUCUUCCAUUGGCUUAGGAGUGUCUUCACCAACACCAGCUCCUCAGAAUGUUACAGCUAAAUACAAGGUGGAACAGCUAAGGAGUUAACACAUCUUCCAAAAGACCCUGAAGGUGAAUUGGGUAGGUAUCACCUCUACAACCAUAGGAUAAAAGAGGUGUUAGUAGGUUCCAGACUUUUGUAAUGAGCCAUAGAUUCAGUGUCUUCCUUAAGUAUAGUAACUCCUCACUUAGUCAUCCCGGUUAAUGUUUCAUUGUUACGUUGCUUAUCAAUUAGAGAACAUUCUGGUUUAAAGUUACACAAUGCUCCCUUAUAACUUUGUUUGGCAGCUGCCUGCUUUAUCCACUGCUUGCAGAAAGAGCAGCCCU